Messenger RNA from Vitis riparia (riverbank grape), 3804 nucleotides. RefSeq names its product pentatricopeptide repeat-containing protein At3g29230-like. The coding region runs from base 1293 to 3236 and encodes 647 amino acids. Gene Ontology annotation, molecular function: RNA binding; protein binding. The record is from RefSeq and is a predicted model, not a curated record. Lineage: Eukaryota; Viridiplantae; Streptophyta; Magnoliopsida; Vitales; Vitaceae. Gene Ontology annotation, biological process: RNA modification. The transcript is spliced from 4 exons.
UGGUCAUUUACUGUGCUCUUCACCAGGAGAAAAAGUUGGAAUGGGGCAAGGGCUUGGCUCAAAAGCGGGAAGCUGAAACUAAGCAGCAAGAAUUAGAACUUGAGAAGGACAAACCAUUUGCUCGGACCAGAGAUGAUCCAGAGCUCGAUAAAAUCCUGAAGGAUAGAGUAAGAUGGGGUGAUCCUAUGGCACAUUUAGUGAAGAGAAAAAAUUCUGAGCUGAUUCUGCCAGACCUGGGGGAUGGUGAGAAGAUGAAAGAAUCAGGAUUUAUAAUUCCUCAAGAAAUUCCUAGUCACAGCUGGAUAAAACGAGGAUUAGAUGCUGCACCGAAUCGAUAUGGUAUAAGACCAGGGAGGCACUGGGAUGGCGUCGAUCGGAGUACUGGUUUUGAGAAGCAGAUGUUUAAAAGAACGAAUGAGAAACAAGCUACAGAGAGAGAAGCUUAUCUCUGGUCUGUGGCAGAUAUGUGAUGAAGGUACCAAGUAAGAAGACAUCAAGGCCGCUCAAUUUUCAGACAGAAGCCAAGGAUGCGAUUUGGGUUGUUCUAUAUACUUCAGGAAAAGCAAGGGUGACAUCCUUAAAUGAAGAUAGCAGCAAAAGAUCUUGCACAAUUGUGAGGAAGGAGAGGAUCAUAGAAAUUGGGGGAAAUUGUGAACUAAAUGGGGUUUUUUGAUACAUGAACAAUGGAGGAUACGUGGACUUCUUGUCAAGGUUUUCCUGCUGCUUGACUGAGAAACUGUGAUUGUGUUGGUACUUCAUUGGAUCAUUGUGGCAACAUCCCUGAGUUUAAAAAAGAAAAAGAAGAAAGUUAACGACAGUUUCCUAAUCUGAUUUUAAUUUACUUUGUUUCACUUAUAUAUGUCUGCCUGCCUGUUUGUGUGAAUGCGAACAUGAUAACAUCCCUGCAAAUUUAUAAUGCUUUGGAAAAUGUUAGGGUAUUGGAUGGAGUAUCUGUCGAACUUGUCAUCCCGAUCAUCAAAAAUCCAUUGUGAAAUCUAACUCUUUGGAUGAGGAUAUAAACAUCAGGAUCAAUGUACAAAACCAAGGUAUGAAAAAUAAUGUGAUGAAGUACAAAAGAUAGGAUUUAGACACAAUGCAAUGAGAAGAGUUUGCAUACAAAGCAAUGAGACUUCAUUGUGCAUGUGGCGUCUUGUGAUGGAUACUGUAGUGGGACCCGGGUAAAAUGUGAGGCCCAUUCAUAUAUAAAUACGUCACAUUGGUUGUGCCGUUGUGGGGAGCCAGUGAUCACGCCUCUGUUUCAAAGCUGUAUCCUCCCUCCCGCCAAAUUCCGAAUGGGCGUUAGGUUCAAACCCUCCCACCCAACUGUCCGCUUAUCUUCACUCUCUCUUGAAAAAUUCCUCAAAUCCCGCAAAAACCUCUCUAAAGCCCCUCCAAAACUCUGGUCCGACCAUGGCCAUGGGCCUCCAGAAGAAGACGACCAACCACUCCCUAUCUUAAAGCUAAGCCACCACAUUUUGCGCACCUUAGAAUCAUGCUGUGGUUCAAUGAAAGAGUUCAACCAAAUCCACACCCAACUCAUUGUCUCCGGCCUCCUUCAACAACCUCUAGCAGCGGGCCGAGCUGUCAAGACGCUUUGUUCUUUUCCGGAUUCUGUCCAACAUGCGGUUUCGCUGUUUGAAGGUCUGGAAGAGCCGGAUGCGUUUAUAUGUAACACCAUUAUGAGAACCUAUGUGAAUGUGAAUGAUCCAUAUACUGCUCUUGGGUUUUACUAUGAGCAAAUGGUUCGUAAAUGUGUUGCUCCCAAUCAUUACACCUUCCCUCUUUUGGUGAAGGUUUGCUGGGAGAUUGGGUCGAUUGGAGACGGGGAAAAGAUCCAUGCCCGGAUAUUGAAGUUUGGGUUUGGAUUGGAUUUGUUUGUUCGAAACUCCUUGAUCCAUAUGUAUUCAGUUUGUGGGAGAAUUGGGGAUGCAAGAGCAAUGUUUGAGGUGUGUUCUAUAUCGGAUUUGGUGACUUGGAAUUCCAUGAUUGAUGGGUAUGUAAAGAAUGGGGAGAUCGGUGCUGCUCGUGAACUUUUUGAGGAAAUGCCUGAGAGAGAUCUAUUUAGUUGGAAUUCGAUGAUUGCAGGGUAUGUUGGAAAUGGAGACAUGACGGCUGCGGAAGACUUGUUCUACAAGAUGCCAUUUAGAGAUAUUGUUUCCUGGAACUGUAUGAUUGACGGAUAUGCUCAGGUUCAGAAUAUGGAAAUUGCUUGUGAGCUUUUUAAUUGGAUGCCAUAUCGAAAUGUAGUUUCUUGGAAUAUCAUGUUGGCUCUUUAUGUGCGGAUCAAAGACUAUGAUGAGUGUUUGCGCAUGUUUGAUAAGAUGAUGGGAGAGACUAUGCCAAACGAGGCUACCCUUGUGAGUGUCUUGACUGCUUGUGCACACUUAGGGAGGCUUGAUAGGGGCAAAUGGAUUCAUUCUUACAUUAAAAAUAAUAGGGUGAUUGAACCUGAUGUGUUACUUUCAACUGCGCUCUUGACAAUGUAUGCAAAGUGUGGAGCCAUGGAUUUGGCUAGAGAUGUGUUUGACAAGAUGCCCAACAGAAGUGUUGUAUCUUGGAAUUCGAUGAUUAUGGGAUAUGGCAUGCAUGGCCAGGCAGAUAAAGCCCUAGAAAUGUUCUUGGAUAUGGAAAAGAGAGGUCCAAUGCCAAAUGAUGCUACUUUUAUAUGUGUUUUAAGUGCAUGUGCACACUCUGGAAUGAUUUUGGAGGGUUGGUGGUACUUUGAUCUAAUGAGGCGGGUUUAUAAGAUCGAACCGAAGGUUGAGCACUAUGGUUGCAUGGUUGAUCUUCUUGGGCGGGCAGGUUUGAUGAAAGAUUCGGAAGAGCUUAUAAGGAAGAUGCCGAUGGAGGGGGGAACUGCCUUAUGGGGAGCACUACUUUCUGCUUGUAGGACUCACUCAAAUUCAGAGCUUGCAGAGAUCGUGGCCAAAAGGCUAAUUGAGUUGGAACCAAGGGAUAUUGGGUCCUACUUGCUGUUAUCAAACAUAUAUGCUGCAGAAGGAAAAUGGGACGAUGUAGAAAUUGUCAGAAAGAUGAUGAAGGAAAGGGGUUUAACAAAAACAACAGGGUUUAGCCGGGUUCACAUUGAAGAGUUUGGGACUCAAUCCUUUGUUGAAGAUGCUUCAGUCCACAGAAAGAGCAUGAUGUAUUCCAUUUUGAGUGACAUGGCUACUCAGAUGAAAUUGUCUUGUGGAGAUUAUGAUGAAGUAGAGAACUUAACAGUAAGUUGUUCAUGAUGAGUAGUUCAAAUGGACAUGUACCCUGAUAAAAAAACUAUUGAAAAGAGAACUUGGUAGCAGGUUGAAAAUUCUAAAUGGACUGGGAAAAACCAUGGUUCAAGUGGUGAUAAAGACCAUACAAGCAUGGUUUAGCAGACAAUAUAACUUGGAAUGAAAGCUUUAGAACAUCUGGUUGCAACUUGCUGGGGUAAGAAUGACAGUUGGUGCAAGUAAUAUGUCCAGGGUUGUACUUGAUAUGGUAGGAGGGUACAUCCAACUGCAACUUACUGGGUUAAGAAUGACACUUGGCCUGAUAGUAUCUCCAAGGGUGCUCCUAAGUGUGUAAAAAACUCUGGGAGUUUAAGCUGCAUGUCAGGGUGAGGGUGCAAUGUACUGAUGUUAUGUAAAAAGAUGUUGUAUUUCUUGUGGGGAUGGUUGUUUAGAUCGACAUCUUUGUGUAUUUUUAAUCCUUAAUCCAUGCUAAAACCACGCUAGAAAAUUAUGGAAAGUUGAUGGCAGUGGUGUUGGUUUGGUUUAUUGAAUAUUAUCUCAAAUCUUCCAUUUAUCUGAAUCUAUUACAGGUCAA